UAGUGCAGGAGAAAAAGGGGGAAACCACCAGAGCCCUCCAGAAAAGAGGAAGAUACGGCUUGUGGGGUGGGGGUGGGGGAUCAACCUGUGACUGAAAAAGAGGAACCUGGCCAGACAGGACCCACCUGGAGAAGGUCAUUGCUGCUGCCAGCAGCCAGUGAAAAGAGGAUGCAGAACAGCAGGAUUCUAGCCCACACUCACUCCUCUCCUGAGAGGGGUGUUGGGGCAGGGUAGCAGGCCAGGGGGAGCCCUGCAGCAGCCUUCGGCGGAAGACGUCAACCAGAGGGCGAGGUCGGGCACUCACAGCAAGCUUUCUUCCCAGUGAGAACCCAGCAUCCACCCGCCAGGCGGAGUUCAAGGCUGCCCUUUCUGCCCGUCUGGUUGUUCGUCUCCAGUUUAGGGAAGCGGGAGACAGGAGCAGGCCCCAGGAGGGUGUGGCCGCUGCGCGUCCCAUGGCGUCUGGUGCGGGGGCGGGGCGGGACGGAACUUGAGGUACACCACCCCGGGAGCCCUUUAUGCGCCCAUCACCCUAGUGUCGCCUCUGCCCCAGCAACAGUGACUCACAAAGCUGGCCCGUGCUGGGCGGAAGCAGCCUCCACUCGGCCCUGGAAGGCCCAGGUCACAAAGGCCUCUAGGGCCUAGCCUAGAGUAGGCAUGCUCCGAGGCAGCCCUGCGCGGCGCUCGCCCCUGCAGCCGCCCGCCGGGCCGGGCCUGGGCUGUUCCCCGCGCACCCGGCCCGGCGACCGGGCGUUCCGGCCAGCGUGGAGCGGCCCGUAGCCUCGGCGCCCAUGUGUGUCAUCUGCUUCGUGAAGGCGCUGGUGCACGUGUUUAAGAUCUACCUGACCGCCAACUACAGCUACAACUUUCGCAGCUGGCCGGUGGACUUCCGCUGGGAUGACGUGCGCGCCGCCAGCGCGGGCGGCAGCGGCCACCGAGCGCUGACGUGCGCCGCGGCCGUGGCGGGCGUCUGGCUGCUGCGUGACGCGGCGCUGGGCGGGGACGUGGCGGGGCGGCCGCUGCGCGGCGCACGCAGCCAGGCGCAGUGCCUCCUGCAGCAGAUCCGCGAGCUGCCCGGCCAGCUCGCCAGCUACGCGCUGGCCCACUCGCUGGGCCGCUGGCUCGUGUACCCAGGCUCCAUGUUCCUGAUGACGCGUGCACUGCUGCCGCUGCUGCAGCAGGGCCAGGAGCGCCUCGUGGAGCGCUACCGCGGCCGGCGCGCCAAGCUGGUGGCCUGUGACGGCAAUGAGAUCGACACCAUGUUCAUGGAUCGGCGCCAACACCCCGGCAGCCACGGUCGUGGAUUGCGCCUCGUUAUCUGCUGCGAGGGCAAUGCUGGCUUCUAUGAGAUGGGUUGUCUAUCUGCCCCGCUCGAGGCCGGCUACUCGGUGCUGGGAUGGAACCACCCAGGCUUCGGCGGCAGCACGGGCGCACCCUUCCCUCAGCACGACGCCAACGCCAUGGACGUGGUGGUUAAGUACGCACUGCACCGCCUGCACUUCCCGCCGGAGCAGGUGGUGGUCUACGGCUGGUCUAUCGGUGGCUUCACGGCCACCUGGGCCACCAUGACCUAUCCAGAGCUGGGUGCACUGGUGCUUGACGCCACCUUCGACGAUCUCAUGCCACUGGCACUUAAAGUCAUGCCCCACAGUUGGAAAGGGCUGGUGGUACGCACCGUGCGCGAGCACUUCAACCUCAAUGUCGCUGAGCAGCUGUGCUGCUACCCUGGGCCAGUGCUGCUGCUCCGGCGCACGCAGGACGACGUGGUCAGCACCUCGGACCACCUGCCCGCGCUGCCAUCCGGCGAUGUGGAGGGCAAUCGCGGCAACGAGCUGCUGCUGCGUCUGCUGCAGUAUCGCUACCCAGCCGUGAUGGCACGCGAGGGCCAGGCCAUCGUGACCCGCUGGUUGCGCGCUGGCAGCCUGGCACAGGAGGCUUCCUUCUACCGGCGCUACCGCGUAGACGAUGAAUGGUGCCUGACAGUGCUGCGCUCCUACCGAGACCGCUGCAAGGAGGAACUGGAAGAUGAAGAGUCAUGGGGGCCCCAUGGGCCUGCCUUCCCCUGGCUUGUGGGCCAGGGCCUGAGCCCGAGGCGGCGCCGGCAGCUUGCACUAUUUCUGGCACGGAAGCACCUCAAGAACGUGGAAGCAACUCACUGCAGCCCGCUAGAGCCUGAGGACUUCCAGUUGCCCUGGGGGCUGUAGCCCACGAGCCAGUGGUGGUUUGCAUGCUCGCACACCUUCCAGGCUCCUGUUGGUUCACCUUCCCACAACCUCAACCAGUAAAGCUAGCCCUGCCAGGGGAUCCUGA
Messenger RNA from Microcebus murinus (gray mouse lemur), 2307 nucleotides. RefSeq names its product abhydrolase domain containing 16B (gene ABHD16B). Gene Ontology annotation, biological process: monoacylglycerol catabolic process; phosphatidylserine catabolic process. The record is from RefSeq and is a predicted model, not a curated record. Gene Ontology annotation, molecular function: monoacylglycerol lipase activity; glycerophospholipase activity. Gene Ontology annotation, cellular component: endomembrane system. NCBI's taxonomy places the organism in Eukaryota, Metazoa, Chordata, Mammalia, Primates, Cheirogaleidae.